Molecule: messenger RNA, 3340 nt
Organism: Electrophorus electricus (electric eel)
Lineage: Eukaryota; Metazoa; Chordata; Actinopteri; Gymnotiformes; Gymnotidae
Gene: ildr1b
Product: immunoglobulin-like domain containing receptor 1b
Cellular component (GO): plasma membrane
Molecular function (GO): high-density lipoprotein particle receptor activity
Source: RefSeq, a predicted model, not a curated record
UUGUACCAUCAAACAAAGAUAAUAGGUUACAGCGAAUGCAGUUAAUGCAGUGAAAUUUGGCUUUUAGGAUGAACAAAAACUACAUAAUGCUGUCUACGGCGAAGACCCGUUCAGUGGUAAGGUUAAUGAUAUCACCAUCGCAGGGGGAGGGGAAUGUGAACUGAAGGGCCUGUGGGAUAUACCUUUACACCUGGACAGAAAGUUGCGUCAAACCAGGAGCCUUUUUCCGAACAACGCACGAAGUUAUCCUUAUGCGAUGGGUUGUUCUUCUGUUAGAUAACAGCCUGAAGCCGAGCGACCAAGUUUGGUGCCGUUUUGUGACAGUAUCGAAGAGAUUUUCCGUGUGCGGUAAAACCAUGAACAAGUAUACUUUGAUAGCGGCGCUGUUCUACAACCAUUUCACUGCAGAGCUGCUUGCCAUCCAGGUGACGGUUCCUUACAACCAGAGAAGUACAAUGCUGUUUGCCUCCGUCAUCCUACGUUGUGAUUACUCUACUUCAGCUAAUCUGCAAGAGGUUCUGGUUACAUGGCGCUACAAAUCCUUCUGCUUGGACCCAGUGUUGCAGUAUUACACAACAGUCUACCAGGCUGCUCUGACUCUGGGCCAGAACCCGGCCAACGACUGCCCAGACCGCCAGCGCACCAUUCGCACGGUCAUCCAGAAGAACGGCAACAAAGAGCCCAUUCUGGGGGCUGAGUAUCGUGAACGCAAGAUCACCAUCCUAAACAAGGCCGACCUGGUCAUCACCGAGGUCAUGUGGUGGGAUAAUGGUGUGUAUUUCUGCUCAAUUGAUGUGGCUGGAGACACCAUCGGAGACUCUGAUCAGGAAGUCGAACUAAUUGUGUACAAUUGGCUGACGGUGUUGUUGAUCAUCAUCGGGGGUUUGCUGUUGAUCAUACUCCUGGGUGUCUGCUGCUGCCAGUGCUGCCCUCAGAGAUGCUGCUGCUACGUCCGCUGCCCCUGCUGUCCAAAGGUGUGCUGCUGUCCAGAGAAAGAUGUGAUGCAGCACAGGAUGUUGCGUAAUGCUCAGAAAGCCAUGGCUCCUUGGGUCUUCGCCAGCCCUUUUAUCCCAACAAUGACUUCCAGAACAUCCUCUCAGGCACACCCUCUGCUCUACUCCGGCUCCUUCUCUGAGUUUCCUUCUAAAAACAACAUUCCAAUGGGACCAAUGGCUGUUCCCUCCCCCCAGCCCAUCCCACCUAUGGCAUUUCCCCACGAUGUCCAAUCCACCAUGCUUGAGAGUGUGCAUGGUAGUGAACGUGGCACCAACCCGAUGCUGGACUUCCUGGAGAGACAGGUGAGGGCGAUGGAUGUGGGAGCCUCACUUGUCUCCCCGUUGGCUCAGUACCCGGGGGUACCGCUUCAUGCUCUGCAUCCUCAGCUGCACCCCCCCCCAGUCCAGCCUGAGCAGCCCAUACAGCCCCUAUCGCGGGACAGUGUCCUUCACUCGGGUCCGCGCAUGCUCUCAGCCCUGGAGGAGAUGGGCGUCCACGGGGUGGAGCGCAGGGUCAUUCGGCUGCCUCCAAUCGUGAGCCGGGCCCAAGCCUGUCCUCCCGCAGGGCACCGAGGGAUGCACCGCGGGGGGAACCGCCUCUCCAGCCACUCCAGCGGCAGUUCGAACCGCCUGAGCGGGCGGCCGGAACGGACUGACUCUCGGCGGGACCCCGACUCGCCACAUGGGCGAGGGAUCCUGCGUGGCUACAGAGAGCGCUCUCGUACACGCAUGCGCAGAAAAGGCGAGCUCGUAGCGGAGCAAGAGCUGGGGUGUGCUCGCCAGGACAGGAGUUACUUCCCCAGUCCUCGCCAGGCCUCCUGGAGCUCCGAGGAGGAGAAUGGUCACAAAGGAGCUGUGAGAUCACGAGACAGAGCCUGGACUGAAAAACCUCCGAGCUACUCCUCCAUCGAGAUCCAGCCUGGACACAGGGGAAGGACCAACGGACGCUACUCGGAUAAGAGCUCUCGCAGUGGCGUCAGUGUGGUGAUUUGAAGCCUCAUCCUGCCUUGUCCUGUAUUUUCACCCGCGCUAGUGACUGUCUAAAUUAGCAUGUUUACUUAAGGUAGGAGGGAGUGGUGCUAGGACUUCCUUUAGAAAUUACAGCAUUGUCCAAGGCUGGACAGCACUAAAAGAAGGUUGAAUGAUCAAUAUAAUACUCUUUUAUGCUUCUUGUCCUUUUUAAUUUAUAGAUUUUUAAACAUUUACAAAUCUUUUAAAUACAUUUUAUAUAGUUUUAAACAUGUAUUUUUGUAUUGAGUUUUUGUUUGUAUACCUUUUGAAGUGCUGUGAAGUUAGGCACAUGAGUGCUCGGAAGUUAUACAGUUCUUCAGCUAAGGUUUUAUACUUAUUCUUAAGCAGUUUUGUCUUGGCAAGUUGUGAUUCAAUGUAUAUUCUGAGAAUCUUGUUUUUUGUUAAGUGAAUGGUGGUGGGUUUUUUGUAUGUCUUAUUAUGCAUGAUAUGAAGGAAGAUUUGUACCCAUAUCCUUACACUUAUUCAUUAGGUUUAUUCUUGAAAUGUCCUUCAAAAGCAGUGGCCAGAUAAUCCUUAUUUUCGAUACUAAUCAGUUAGAAAACAGGAAAUGGCCCUUUUUAACAACCCUCCAUCUUUUCCACAUCUUUAAAUUCAGUUUGUGUGGUGCUGUCUGUUGUCUUUCUGUCAUUACUGAAGUGGAAAUGAUAUUCCCUGUGCAUAAAUAUUUGUCCAGGCUGAAAAGGGAGGUUGUGUGUGUGUGUGUGUGUGUGUGUGUGUGUGUGUGUGUGUGCGCGUGCGCGCGCGCGCGCACCAGCCAGCAAAAGAAGGAGCUUAUGUCAGUGAGAAAUGGCAUUGGAGCAUUGUAUUUAGAAGGCAUUCAGAUCUGUGCAUGAGAGUUUGUGGCCAACAUUUAGCCAAAAAUACUGCAUACUAGUACUAAUAUGCCUGAGAACAUGUCCUCAGUUUAUUCUCUAUGGGCAUCAAUAGCCUGUAUGGAGCUGAAUUGGAAUCUAAUUUGGAUUUUCACUAGUGAUAACGUCAAAUGCUAAUGAAGAUCGAAAUGCAUACCAGAAUUCAAUUCACUUUGCACGUUUUUGCUGGACUUAAACACGCAUUAAUUUUGUCUGUGACACUAAGUUUACUUCGUGUUUUAAAUUACAAUCAGUGUUUUAGUAAUUGUUGAAUCAGCUUGUGACUGCAUAUUGGCCUAAAAUUAAGAAAUGUUUUAUUUGGUAGUUUACAAUGCAUACCUUUUGACAACAUGAGCACUAAUUAUGAAAAAAUACGAGUAUUGUCUUUCUUUUGAUUAACAUUUUUACACCUUUUGCUGAAGCAACAUUGUUAGCUGCAUACCUGUGGCAUAAGUUUAAAAG